AACAGUAUUGUGUAAAAGAACGUUAUUUAAAAGGGACUACUGUGUAAAUUUUAUUGUAUUUCUGUAUUAACAUUGAACCGCAUUAAAGUAUCAUACCCAAAUAAUUUGUUUAAACUGUUAUUUAUAUUAGACAAAAAUGGCGCGAAAUGCAGAAAAGGCUAUGACCACGCUCGCUCGAUGGAGAGCAGCACAAAGCAACGAAGGAGCUAGAAAAGAACAAGAAAGAAGACCAUACUUAGCUUCUGAAUGCAGAGACUUACGGAAGGCAGAGAAGUGGAGGAUGCAGAUAAUCAGAGAAAUCGCUAAGAAAGUUGCACAGAUACAAAAUGCCGGUCUUGGAGAGUUUCGUAUCCGAGACUUGAACGACGAAAUUAAUAAAUUAUUAAGAGAAAAACGGCAUUGGGAGGCUCAAAUAAAGGAAUUGGGUGGUCCUGAUUACUCUAGAGUUGGACCGCGUAUGUUAGACCAUGAAGGUCGUGAGGUACCUGGAAAUCGUGGUUACAAGUAUUUUGGAGCAGCAAAGGAGUUACCAGGAGUCAGAGAAUUGUUCGAACAAGAACCACCGCCUCCUCCACGUAAAACACGUGCGGAGUUAAUGAAGGACAUCGACGCUGAUUACUAUGGUUACAGAGACGACGACGAUGGAAUUUUACUACCUUUAGAACAGAAAGCCGAACAAGAAGCAAGACAAAAAGCAGUAGAUGAAUGGCUAGCGGAGAACGAAAAGAAAUCAGAGGAGGAAGACGAAGAAAUCGAAACAACCGCUCAGAAAGCGAUACCCUCUCAGCAAGAUAUUCAGGAAGCGUUACUCGUAAGAAAAAAGCAAGAACUAUUAGAGAAAUAUGUACUUUGACAGAUUUUAUUCCUUUUUCAUUUUUCUUUUGUAUGCCUUCGAUAACAACUAUUUGUAAGUUUAUUUGUUUAAUUGUAUUAGAGUACACUUUUAUAAAACGCGACAGAUAUAAUAAUUAUUAUUAUUAAUUUAUAAGUAAUAACAUUGAUUAAUGUAAUUAUUUUGUGCAGUAGACGUUCAAACUUCAAUUAAUACUUAUUCGAGAAAGAGUGCUGUAGAUAAAAUAUAGAUAAAAAUCCAACGGUAGUCUGUUUAUAAUCCUCGCGAUCCUUACUCUUCUUUUUAUUUUUUCUUCUCUUUUCUCAUUUUUCUUUUCGAUAAUAAGCACCGAACACUCGAGAAAGCGACACAAUAGAAUAGAACAUCAGAGAAUAAGACAGUAUGAAUUUGUGAGAAUAUCUUCGCUGUAUACAUUCGUACUUGCCAAAUGUUAUAUAUUAAAUUGCUGCAUAUCAAAUCAAUCAUUUGAUCUGCAACAAUCCAACAGAUUAAACGAAAAA
Osmia lignaria (orchard mason bee) is the source of this 1353-nucleotide messenger RNA. RefSeq names its product pre-mRNA-splicing factor ISY1 homolog. Lineage: Eukaryota; Metazoa; Arthropoda; Insecta; Hymenoptera; Megachilidae. The record is from RefSeq and is a predicted model, not a curated record. Gene Ontology annotation, biological process: generation of catalytic spliceosome for second transesterification step.